Drosophila subpulchrella is the source of this 993-nucleotide messenger RNA. RefSeq lists its product as uncharacterized. Lineage: Eukaryota; Metazoa; Arthropoda; Insecta; Diptera; Drosophilidae. The record is from RefSeq and is a predicted model, not a curated record. The coding region runs from base 101 to 970 and encodes 289 amino acids. The transcript has a single exon.
GCAAAUGAAGUGAAAUUUCAGUCUCUCGAAAUCUGGAAAUAAUUUAAUUCUUGUUAAAAUUUAUAGUUCCUAGUUUUUUUUGGAUAUCCCAAUAACUGCGAUGCCUAAACACGCUCCCUACACAUGGCGUCAGCCGGACUUUCCCGGCGACGGCAGCGACCUGUCCUGGCAGGAUCCCACCCUGCUGGUCAUCUGCCAGAAGGCCGACAUCCAGGCGGCCAUCCAGCCGCUCCUGCGCUCCCUGAAGCAGCCCUUUGCCCCCGCCCAGGUGGCCAGCGUUUUUGUCCACGAGACGAUGAGGGUUGCCUUCUGCGACCAGGUUCGCUCCUCCAUGGAACCCAUGCACCGCCAGGCGGCCACCCAUGCUCACUAUCUGAGGGCCAUCAAGAUGGUCGAUUGUCUGAAAGCGGAAGUGGUCUGCCUGCUGACACCGGACGACAUCCGUUUCCGGUACAAAAUGUCCCACGCCUCACCGGUGAUUGUGUGCGAAUUCGAUCAGAGUUUCUUUGGUGGAUCGCGACCCACUUCGGUGAUCACCUUGCACACCUUUCGCCACGCCUCCGAGCUGCCCCGCCUGCUGGCCACCGAACGGGUGCCCUUCGUUAGUGCCGCCAUCUGGGGUCCCAAGAUGGCCACCGUCUACGAGGCGGCCCUGCAUCUGGACCUCGUCGUCGUCUAUAUCAAUUGCCAUGGCAUCGCGCUGGCUCCCAUCCGGGAGUUCCUCGAGGAGAAGCAGCCGCACGUGGUGCUGGCCAGGUACCAUCACUUUGAGGUCAUUUCGCAUAAGGGCAAGCACCGGGCCAUUGUCUAUCCGGCCAAGGUCAUCUGGGAGCCCGAGCCCGAGGUCCCCAUUCGCCCCUCGGCGGGAGCUCAAAGGAAAUUCCAGCCCCCCGCGGAGGGAAAGACGGUGGCCAGGAGAGGAAAAGAAAACCGUGCCGGAACCCGUCUUAAGUCCUUGUCAAAAGUUUAAGGUCUCGACAAAUUUACAGUACU